UCUCACCAUCUCUUCUCUGGGGUGAUGAGUUACCACCAUAGAUAAAGAUAGAUUGCGCAUAAGACGACAUUUUUCAUCUUGAAAGAUUAUUGGACAAAUCUUAAGAUAGAUGAAGACGAAAACAGCCUAACUUAUUGGGCCUGCUCUCUGUGGAACCUUCUUACAUGACCCCCGUAGAGACAGGGUUGGUAUAUGGCCGUUAAGGAUUUAAAAAACCCAGAGAUUUCAACGUCAGUUCUAUGGAGAGUUUCUCCAGUUCAAGAUCUAACAAUACCCUUCUUCUUCUACGCUUAGAUCCUUGAUUAACUGAGAUAGCUGCGUGGAGCUGAAGAUCAAAAUGAAUUUAAACUUGCUGUUGUUCUUUAUCUUGUUUCUUCUCCACAAUACCCUGUCAACAGCAGCUGUUCCGUUUCAGUUGAUUAGUCCAGACUCACAACAGAACAUCCUUACCAAGACAGGCCGCAACAACAGAAGCUUCAAAGGAAUUCAGUCCUCUGAUUUUAGUUCAGAAGCUUCUGUUUUCAAUACUGCUACUCCGCUGAUUCCAUCUGAUACUGAAUCAUCAGUAAUUCUUACCAAUAUUGCAGACCCUGUUAGUCUAGCUAGUACUGCUGCUCCUCUACGUAUAUUCAACACUGAAACUGCUUCUGAUUUUAAAAAUGAGGGAAAAAGUUCGAAGUUGUCAGAAUCUUAUCUAGGUUCAGAAACCUCUGAGGAUAGCACCGAUAAAACAAAUAUAUUCAGAGAACAACCUAUGGAAGACUUACAAGAAGAGAAAAUAACGGCUUUGAUCAAAAGUUUUAAAGAUUGGGAAGAAAGAAAAGGGAAACAGUAUCCAGACAAUGCUCCAUUUCCCUCAUUUUUCUAUGGAAAUGGAGAAAACAAUUUUUCCCUGAAAGCCCUUAACAAUGGAUUUGCAUCCAGACAGAGAUUUCUGACACCAUCCUAUCAACAACUCCAGCAGCUGUAUUAUAAUCCUCUUCUACAGACUUCAUAUUCUGAAGACCAGUCCCCUGAAAUUAACCAGCAAAUUGUUCUUACUCAGAAAAAUGGUGUUUUCACCGACCAGUUCGGACACAAGUUUGAAUUAGCUCAGCCUAGCACGCAAACAUUUUCAGUUGGCAAUGAAAAAUUUGGUCUCUCAGGAUUGCUUGGUAAUAGACCCAAUAAAGGUAAAGAAGAUAAUGCCAAGGAAGAUAAAUUAAAGGAAAAUAUUUCCAAAGAAGACAAUUCCAAAGAAAACGAAUCUGAAGAAGAUAAGUCCAAUGAUGGAUUGUUGGGUGGAAUAUUUGGUGAAAGGCCCAAAGGAGACAAGCCCAAGAAAGAUGGAUCCAAGGAAGAUAACUCCAAGGAAAACAAUUCUAAGGAAGACAAACCCAAGGAGGGUGGCUCUGAGGAGGAUAAGUCCAAGGAGGAUAAAUCGAAGGAAAAUAGCUCCAAGUAUGAUAAAUCCAAGGAAGAUGAUUCCAGAGAACAUACAUCACUGGAGAAUAUCUCAAAGGAAGGAUUGUUGGGGGAAAUUUUUGGAGAAAGACCUAAAGGAGACAAACCCAAGAAAGAUGGAUCCAAGGAAGAUAGUUCUAAGGAAAACACUUCUAAGGAGGACAAAUCCAAGGAAAAAGAAUCCAAGGAAGAAGAAUCCGGAGAAGAUAAGUCCAAGGAAGAUGAAUCCAGAGAAGAUACAUCACUGGAGAAUAUCUCAAAGGAAGGAUUGUUGGGCGGAAUUUUUGGUGAAAAACCUAAAGGAGACAAACCCAAGAAAGAUGGAUCCAAGGAAGAUAGUUCUGAGGAAAAUACUUCUAAGGAGGACAAAUCCAAGGAAAAAGAAUCCAAGGAAGAGGAAUCCGGAGAAAAUAAGUCCAAGGAAAACGACUCCGGAGAAGAUUCAUCAAAGGAGAAUAACUCAAAUGAAGGAUUGCUGGGCGGAAUUUUCAGUGAAAGACCGAAAGGAGACAAACCGAAGAAAGAUGAGUCAAAGGGAGACAAUUCCAAGGAAGGAUUGUUAAGUGGAGUCUUUAGUGAAAGCCCCAUAGGUGGUAAUCCAGUGAAGGAUGACCCCCCUAAAAGAGAAAACUCCAAGGAAACCAACUCAGAUGAAGAUGAUUCAAAGGAAAAUAACUCUAAAGAAGGAUUGCUUAGUGGGUUGUUAGGUGAAAGGCCUGCUUUAAAUAAUCCAUUAAUCAAUAACUCCAAAGAAGAUAGCUCCAAGGAAGGAUUACUUAGUGGGGUGUUGGGUGAACAGUCCUUGGUCGAUAAACCUGGAAAAGAAAACUCCAAGGAAGACUACUCUAAUGAAGGAUUGACAAGUAUUCUGAUAGAUGAAAAACCAAAGGAAGACAAUGAAUUAACAGAAGCUGGAUUAAUAGUUGAUGGAACCUUAGGCAAUGAAUCAUCAGAAGCUGGAAUAACUGUUGAUGGAACCAUAAGCAAUGAUUUAUCAGAAGCUGGAAUAAAUUUGGAUGGAACCAUAAGCAAUCAAUCAACAGAAGCUGGAAUAACUGUUGAAGGAACCAUAGGCAAUGAAUUAUCAGAAGCUGGAAUAAAUUUUGAUGGAACUAUAGGCAAUGAAUUAUCAGAAGAUGAAUUAACUGUUGAUGGAACCAUAAGCAAUGCAUUAUCAGAAGCAGGUAUAACUGUAGAUGGAACAAUAGGCAAUGAGUUAUCAGAAACUGGAACAACCCUUGAUGGAACCUUAGGCAAUGAAUCAUUAGAAUCUGGAAUAACCAUAGAUGGAACCAUAGGCAAUGAAUUAUCAGAAACUGGUAUACCUGUUGUAGAUGGAACCAUAGACAAUGAAUCAUCUGUUGUUGAAGGGCUUAACGGUAGUGGUGGAAUAGCAACAAAUGAAAAUGAGUUAAAAUGCAUGAAGAAAGUAAUGCUUGUGGUAGAAACUGUUUAUGAUUCAACUGAAAAGUGCACACAUUCAUUUGCAGAAAAGUGUCACACAACAUUCAUCACGGACUAUGUACCAACCCAGGAAGAAAAGUGCGAGACAAGCUUCCAGAAAAACUGCCAGAUUACAUACAAGCCUACAACUUUUGAGGAAAAUGUAGAAAUAUGUGAUGAACCCCUUAAGAAAAUCUGUAAUGAUAAAAUUGUCGGAGAAGUGGUUUGUCAAACACAUUAUGAAACAACAUGUGAGACCAGACACAAGGAACACGAAGCUGAGCAGGAUGAACCUUUCUGUGAAAUGGUGAUCGAACGAAAAUGCAAUGGAGUUCUAGUAAAUAUUUCCAACCAAGGGAUCAGCUCUGGAAGAAAUAGAUCUGCUUUGGCAAGAGUUGAAAACAAUCAAGAUUUCAAUGGAAACAAUUGUGAAGAAUGGCCAGUUCAGAAGUGCAGACUAGAGAGGAAAGUUGUUAAGAAAACUUCUCCUGAAACUUCUUGUAGAAAGAAUCCAAGGAAAGUGUGCGCCCCAUCCAACUGUCAGUUUGUCAAGAGUGAGCGAACUUGUCGAGAAGAAAAAAGGAGUUUUGUUCAGAAUAUCCCAGAUGAAGCGUGUAAUCUGGAACCUAGAGAAUCAUGCAAGCUGGAAACAGUUCUAGUUCCCCGCCUGGUCCAACAGCCUAACUGUAUCCAAGUUCCUAAGGAGAUCUGUGUGGAUGCUAAAAUCAAUCCAAGAAAGGUUGCCAAACCAGUGAUCAAGGAAUGGUGCUUCUUACCUCAAGAUUUGAACGCUAGAUCCUCUAAACAAACCCUGGUUCAGAUCAUUAAUCAGUUGAAGCCGCAGGAAUCACAAUAGAGAAGAGAUGUAGUACACAAGUAUCCAGCAGGGCUUAAACUAUACAGAAGCAUUGUGAAAAAAUCAAGAUGGCAUUUUCUACAUUAUGAGAUUCGUUGUUUUCUAAAAAGAUAUAUAUAUAUAUAUAUAUAUGAAUAUUAAUGCAUAUAUAUAACUAUGAAACUGGUGAAGGAAGCUCAACUUAUUUUUAGUUGUAUUAUGUUGAGUAUUUUUCUUUUUAUCUAAAAAUAUAUACUUGGUGAU
Messenger RNA from Eurytemora carolleeae, 3985 nucleotides. RefSeq lists its product as uncharacterized. The transcript has 4 exons. Lineage: Eukaryota; Metazoa; Arthropoda; Copepoda; Calanoida; Temoridae. The coding region runs from base 338 to 3742 and encodes 1134 amino acids. The record is from RefSeq and is a predicted model, not a curated record.